Molecule: messenger RNA, 800 nt
Organism: Corapipo altera (White-ruffed manakin)
Lineage: Eukaryota; Metazoa; Chordata; Aves; Passeriformes; Pipridae
Product: butyrophilin subfamily 2 member A2-like
Exons: 3
Source: RefSeq, a predicted model, not a curated record
GGAAGAAUAUCCAGGUGCUUUUAUGUUUUAAUAUCCAGGCCAGUGGAUUAUUUUGCUGCAGUAGUGGCCUUCAGAGCAAAUCUCUCUGCUACAUCAAAGAGACUGCAAGAAAUGUCCUGACCCCAGGUGACAUUUGUCUGAAAAACAAUCUGGGAUUUGUCUCUGUCAGUUUAUCCACGUCAGGGAGAGAAACAGCCCGAGCAGGUUAUCCCCUGCUAUCCAGGACCCCGCAGGGUCAGCCGGGGUCUCUCUCUUUGCCCGCAGCCAGCGGCUCUGCCCCGCUCAUCGCGCUGGAGCGCUACGAGCACGGGGGGAUCCGGGUGGCCUGUCGCUCUGCCGGCUGGUACCCACGGCCCCGGGUGCUGUGGCACGAUCCCCACGGGCGCCAUCUCCCGUCCCUCUCGGAAAACGCUACCCAGGACAAGAAUGGGCUCUUUGCAGCUGAGAGCAGCAUCAUCCUCACCAGAGGUGGGAACCAGGAACUCUCCUGCUCGGUGCAGCACCUCCCGCACACACCAGGACAGGGAUCAGCCCUUUACGUCUCAGAUCCCUUUUUCCAAGAUGCCCAUCCUUGGAGGAUUGCCCUGGGCGUGGUCCUGGUUGCUGUGGCUACUCUCCUUAUUAUCACUGUUUGUCUAUUUAAAAUUAAAGGAGAUGGGGCCACUGGGUCGUGCAGGCGCUGCAGCACGUCCAGGCCCCGUGGCCCUUCUGCCCUGGGGGGGCUGUAACUCCUGCUGGGGGUCCAUCAGUGCUCAUUGGAGGGGAUGAGUUUCUAAAUUCUUUGCAUUUCUUUCUUUUCU